UCGGUACGGAUCAAGGGUAAAAUGGUAAAAAAACCAAUACCAUCGAAAAAAGGAUCGCCGGAGCUCUCUGGGUCUGGUUGACCGGCGGAAGAAUGGGUGGAGAGGUGGAUUUCGGGAGGGUGGAGGAGAAGCGAAUGAGUAGUCAGCCAUGUUAAAUGGCUUUGAUGGUGAGAUUUUAGUGAGAGAAAGAGAAAAAAAGUUAGGGGAGAGAGGAUUCUGAGUGGAAGUUGAAAUAGGAGCGUUCCUCUGUAUUUACAGAAUCUGAUUUUGAUUAGUUACGGAAAAAGAGGGAAUAGAUUCCUACAAAAGAGGGAGAGAUUAGAAGAAAGGAAGCGUAAAGGUAGGAAUGGUAGUUAGACUGUUGGAGAGUAACUCAGGGAAGAGGAAGGAAGGAUGUUCUUUUCUCUAGGGUUCUGAACUUCUGUGGUGCUUUAAUGGGAAUUUUCCUGUUUCUCAAGCUUCAUGCGCUCAGUGCAUCUGUGACUGUCCCUCGGAGCCCAUCUACUCCAUACAAACAGGACUUCUGAAUUACUCAUUUUCAGAUGAUUUUGCAGGUCAUCAACCUGAAGAGCACGGAAUUCCCGGAAGAGGAUUGGUGGGCCCCCGAAGAAUUAAAGCACGGCACGAAUUGUUCGUGCGCGGUUUAGUUUCAUUCUUUUUGUCAUCCCUAAUCUACCACAAAGCACAUUAUCUAGAGCUAAAAUUUUGUGGAUAGUGAUAGUUUCCUAUUUUCACACAUCAAAUUUCAGUAAAAACAAAGUUCGUCAAAUUUCAAUAAAAACAAAAUUUGUCAGUAAAAAUCGGAUAGUAAAAUAAAAUCAAUUUUAAAAAAAUGUACAACAUAUAUCAAUGCAUAUUCGGAAAUAUGAUUAGAUUUAAAUUUGUAAUUUGACAUGUGAUUAAUCUAAAUAAUUUUUUAGAUAACCACAUCAUUCAAUAUGGCAAAUACAUAGAAACCAAGGUUAUAGAUAUCGGUAUUUGGUAUCAUUGCCAGUAGUAGUCAUGGUCUAAUACGAUACGGAUCGGCUAGUAUCGAGUGCAAAUUCAAAAAUAAAACUUGUUAGCCAAUACUCCCGAUGUACAUAUAGGAUACGGCCGAUACGAUAUCAAAAUACAAUCGAAUCGGUGAAUCGGUUGAUUCAGAUCAGAAUUGGUCGUGAGUCGUGACUGAUCCUGUCGAUUCCGCAGAUUCUGAUAAGUUUCUGGCGAAUUUUGAUCGAUAUUGGCUGAUUCGGAUCAAAAUCGACACCGAUUCGAUUCCCGAUUCCGUGUUUUGGAGUCCUUGGGAAGAAAACCCUCUUUUCUUUUUAUCUUAAACCCUGCCUUCCUUCCUCCUCGGACUUCUUCCCCUCUCCCUCAGACAAACCCCGGACCGUCCGCCGCUGCAACUCAGCUGCAGAAACUUCGGUCAAAUUCAGGUAGCCCCCCUCCUACCCUCUCUCUCUCUCUCUCUCUCUCUCUCUCUCGUUUAAUCAUGAAAUCCGACGGAGUUGCAGGGCAACGGCAGACUUCCGUUGUUCUCCAAAUUCCGGAAUCAGUGCUUCUCUCUCUAUCUAUUUAUGUCUUCAAAUCCUAGUUCCAGAAAAAUGGCUCUUGGUUCCUGUCAUUUCUUCCCUAAUCCUAUUUCAGAACCAUAGAGCCAAUGCCUCAACAGAACAAGAAACCGAAGGGGUGAAAAUUUAUUGAAUCUGUCAAUUUUUCAUGCUCAAAUGAUGAAAAAUUCAGAAUAUUUUUAUCGAAACUGAUUUAGUUCUCUAGUCCUUUUCUCUUUUCCUCUGGUUAUCAAAAAUCAGGAGUCAAGAGACGAAGAUAAAUCACAUAUACAACGACGGACGACCAAAGAGGAAGGUAGCUCUUUUCAAGUCUUCUCUUAACUGGUGGAAAACCCAAAAAUACAGUAGGGUUUAUGUGUCUCUUAAUAACUAUUAUACGUAUCAGUUAAGUCUGUUAAACAUGGAAACCAUGAAAAUGUAGACUUUCUGAUUCAGUAGACAAUCUUUUUUGUUUAAAUUUAUCUCUUUUCUUUUGGGGUUUAGAGGUAGAUAUUGUUUGAAUUACAUUGCGAGCAAUGUAGUUACUGAGGUCGCAUCCCUGCUCCUGUUUGAUCUUAUUUUGCUAACAUUUAUGGGUUCGAUUUGGGAGUUCUUAAAGCAUGUCUUUUGGAUCUCAGUGGGUGCUCAUAUAUAAUUGUUUUAUGGGAUAACUUCUAAUGUGAGCUCAAGAUCAUUUUGUUUGUAUUCAAUGUAUGCAGAGUUUGCCGAUAUUUUCUCUUGGAAACAUGAAAAUUCUUCAAGAAUUAUUGACUCUGUACUUUCAAAUUCCCAAGUGGAAUCCUCGAGUCCCAAGUUUGAUUGAGAAAAAAUAUGGUUCAAUAGCCAGAUUGCAGUAUUCCAUUGCUUGUAAGACAUUUUCUUCUAGUUCAGUUGAGUCGUCUCCGAUGAAUCAAUCAACCACCCAUCUGGGUCGGCGACAAGGAGGCUCCUCCUCUUGGUACAGUAGGCCUAGUUUACUAGAAAUGAAGAAUGAGAGGAUAGCGAAUCGAGCCCGGGUUUAUGAAUUCUUGAGGGGACUUGGUAUUGUUCCAGAUGAGCUUGACGGGGUGGAGCUCCCUGGCAUGGUUGAGGUCAUGAGGGAGCGUGUUGACUUCCUUCACAACUUGGGGCUCACCAUCGAAGAUAUAAACAGUUACCCUCUUGUUCUUGGCUGCAGUGUUAAGAAGAACAUGAUUCCCGUGCUUGAUUAUCUUGGGAAGUUAGGAGUGCGAAAAUCCACCUUCACUGACUUCUUGCGGAGAUACCCUCAAGUCCUCCAUGCUAGUGUUGUAGUUGACGUUGCACCUGUUGUCAAAUAUCUUCAAGGGAUGGAUAUUAAACCAAAUGAUGUACCUCGUGUCCUUGAGAGGUAUCCAGAAGUAUUAGGGUUCAAGCUUGAUGGUACCAUGAGCACAUCUGUAGCAUAUUUGGUUGGAAUUGGGGUGGCAAGAAGAGAGAUUGGUGGGGUUUUAACCAGAUACCCAGAGAUAUUGGGAAUGAGAGUUGGCAGAGUGAUCAAGCCUUUUGUGGAGUACCUUGGAAGCCUUGGAAUUCCAAAGCUUGCUGUGGCAAGGUUGAUUGAGAAAAAGCCUCACAUUCUUGGAUUUGUGUUAGAAGAUCAAGUGAAGCCAAAUGUAGACACCCUUCUAGAAUUUGGUGUGAGAGGAGUGUUGCUUCCUUCCAUGAUUGCGCAAUAUCCUGAUCUUAUAGGAAUUGACCUGAAAACAAAGCUUUGCCCUCAACAGAGUUUUCUCAACUCUACUAUUGGCGUGGGUCCUGAGGAUUUCUGCAGAAUUAUCGAAAAGAUGCCUGAGGUUGUUAGCCUUAUUCAUUCUUCUAUCAUGAACCAUGUGGAUUUCCUAAAGGACUCUGGUUUCUCCUUGCUGCAAGUGCGGAACAUGGUGGUGAGGUGUCCCCAAUUGCUUGCCUUGAAUAUCGAUAUUAUGAAGCUUAACUUUGAUUACUUCCAGAAAGAGAUGUGUGGAGAUUUGGAUGAUAUAGUUAACUUCCCAGCCUUCUUUACUUGCAGUAUGGAGUCAACAAUACAGCCUAGACAUCAGAUGGUUGCCAAGAAAGGCUUGAAAUGUUCUCUUGGAUGGCUUCUUAACUGUUCUGAUGAGAAGUUUGAGGAACGGAUGGACUAUGACUCUUUUGAUACAGAGGAGAUGGAAAUGGAGACACAGUUUGAUAUGAAUACGCUUUUGGAGCCAAGAGAAGAGGAAUCAUCCUCUGAAUAUGAAGAGGACAGUGAUGAUGAGUAUGUAUAAACUGCUGUUCAUAUGAUGCUUGUGGAUGAUCUCAGCAUUUUCUAGGUUUGAACCUUAUUUAAGCAAAGAUGCUGAAGGAGUGGUAUUUUUGAGAUUCUCUCGUGAUUGCAAAAAAUGGGCUGAUAGGCAAGAUUCUGCGUUCAUGUGGUAACCUGCCAGGUUAUCUAUGAGAUUCCAUCAGCCAAAAUCUUUGAUCCUGUCAAAUUUAACAUAAUCAGCUGAAAUCGUCCGGAAUUCAUCAAAUUCUUCAUCAGAAACUCAUUGCACAAGUGCCUUUUUUCAAUGCGAGCUGUGGAGUACCAUCCAGGGAAUUAACAGGCAUAAAGAUUGCAAGUGGUUGUGAGAAAGAAGUGUCCUGCUGCGCCCACCCCAUCCCUUUUUUUCCCUGUAUUUUGGUGGACUUCAGGAUUUUGGUUUAGAAGUGUCUCCCCCCCCCCCCCCCAAAAAAAAAAAAAAACCCCCAAUGUAAUUUAGUUCUCAUCUGAGUGGUGCUGGAUUCUUCUUGUUGAGAGACCAGGUACUCACAUCAGUUUCAAAGAGUAAUAUAUAGAAUUCUUGAUAGCCUUGUUUAUAUUACAGGACCCUUGUUGGCUGCAAAUAGAGUUCAGUGGCCUAAUA
Macadamia integrifolia is the source of this 4417-nucleotide messenger RNA. Its product is annotated as transcription termination factor MTERF4, chloroplastic. The transcript is spliced from 5 exons. Gene Ontology annotation, biological process: regulation of DNA-templated transcription. Lineage: Eukaryota; Viridiplantae; Streptophyta; Magnoliopsida; Proteales; Proteaceae. Gene Ontology annotation, molecular function: double-stranded DNA binding. The coding region runs from base 2246 to 3799 and encodes 517 amino acids. The record is from RefSeq and is a predicted model, not a curated record.